AUGUCAUACCACUAUCUCUCGGAGACUUUAUUUCUGGCCAUCGCAAUGCUAGGUGAUCGAGACACGUGUCUAACGGCGUCCUGUCGAAAGCCUAAUAACGGGCGCCAGUGCUGGCCAGACAUAGCCAGCCUCAACAACGCACCUCACCCAGUCUGGGGGGGGAAGACCCGAAAAUGCAAUUCUAGGCGGAAAAAUGCUUUGACGAAGCUUACUCGGAUUGAAAGCCCUUUCGAACCCUUUCAGCUGCUUCACAACAGAGCGGCCCUCCACAUCCCCAAAGCUAAUCUGGGGUGUACACUCUCUCUGCCAUAUUCGGGGGAAUACAAAAGCAUAUCGAGCAUCGACAAAGCCGGGUUUUUGCCAGAUUUACCCUCGAAAAUAGUGGGGAUUUAG
Molecule: messenger RNA, 393 nt
Organism: Aspergillus ochraceoroseus IBT 24754
Lineage: Eukaryota; Fungi; Ascomycota; Eurotiomycetes; Eurotiales; Aspergillaceae
Exons: 3
Coding region: 1-393 (130 amino acids)
Source: RefSeq, a predicted model, not a curated record